CCCUCCUACCUGGACUAUAAAUCCAACAGCUCCAUUAAGUCCUACCAGACGGGUUUCUUCCCGAGUCGCUGCCCCGAGGGCCCGGACAGCUUGUCCUCUGGUUUUCAGAUGAGUUUGGGAACUGGGAUGGACAUACUGGGAGGCUCCUGUGACCACAGAGACCCAGACCUGGAGAACAGCGGGGAUCUGAGCAUGUUCUGUGAUGGACCAGUGAAAGCUAAAACAGCUUACAGGCUCAGUGUUCGAGCCUUCACUCAGCUGUUUGAUGAAGAUAAACACGAGUUGACCGUCAGUUCUCCUCUGUUCACCGACACGUUCCUGUCGCUGCCCGUCACCACAGAGGCAGAGCCUCUGAGCGGUGUGAUCGAGGGCGUCAGUGCCGGCAUGUUCCUCAUCGCCAUGAUGGUCGGCGUCACCGCGCUGCUUGUCUGCAGGCAGAAGGCUCGUAAAGUGGUGGAAGAGCGAGCGACAGUGAGGAUGAGUGUGAGGAGAGAGAGGACGACACCUGGAGCUCACACAGGGGUCAGAGGAAACCGUCGGAUCUCCAGUCCCAUAAAGAUCCAGAUUGAGAGUCACCUCAACAAGCUGCAGGCCGACUCUCACUACCUGCUGUCCCAGAGUACGAGGUUGGACCUAAAGGAUGUGGGUCGUAACCAGUCGUUGGAUUCAGCACUGCUGCCGGAGAAUCGAGGGAAGAACAGAUACAACAACAUCCUGCCAUACGACUCAACGAGAGUGAAGCUCUCCUACGUGGACGACGACCCGUGUUCUGACUACAUCAACGCCAGCUACAUCCCUGUGAGCUCGUCUCGUAGGGAGUACGUAGCGACUCAGGGUCCUCUGCCGGGGACUAAAGAUGAUUUCUGGAAGAUGGUGUGGGAGCAGAACGUGCACAACGUGGUGAUGGUGACUCAGUGUGUAGAGAAAGGCAGGGUGAAGUGUGAUCACUACUGGCUGGACCAGGACCCCCUGUACGGAGACCUGAUUGUCAGGAUGGUUUCAGAGUCUGUUCUUCCUGAGUGGACCAUACGAGAGUUAAGUGUGUGUCAGGAGGAACAGCUGAGUGUCACUCGUCUCGUCCGUCAGUUUCACUACACGGUCUGGCCGGAUCACGGAGUCCCAGAGACCACUCAUUCCCUGAUCCAGUUUGUCCGGACUGUGAGGGACUACGUCAACAGAAGUCCCGGAUCUGGACCCACUGUGGUCCACUGCAGUGCUGGUGUGGGUCGUACUGGAACCUUAAUAGUUCUGGAUCGGGUCCUGCAGCAGAUGGACUCUAAGGACACGGUGGACAUCUACGGCUCCGUGUUUGACCUGAGAAUCCACCGCUCACACAUGGUGCAGACAGAGGGUCAGUAUUCGUACCUCCAUCAGUGUGUGCGAGAUGUUUUCAGAGCGAGGAAGCUGCGCAGUGAGCAGGAGCUCUUCCUUUGUCCCAUCUACGAAAUGUGA
Molecule: messenger RNA, 1452 nt
Organism: Labrus bergylta (ballan wrasse)
Lineage: Eukaryota; Metazoa; Chordata; Actinopteri; Labriformes; Labridae
Source: RefSeq, a predicted model, not a curated record